UUAGCCACAAGAAAAGAAGAAGUUGGUGGAAUCAGAUCAAAAUUCCCCACCAAAAUUCCUGUUAUAGUAGAAAGAUAUCAUAAAGAAAAACAGUUACCCAUUCUGGAUAAAACAAAAUUUCUCGUCCCCCAGGAACUUUCAAUGUCUCAAUUUGUUACAAUUAUUAGGUAA
This is a messenger RNA of Lottia gigantea (owl limpet), 171 nucleotides long. RefSeq lists its product as hypothetical. The annotation marks the transcript as partial. The transcript is spliced from 2 exons. NCBI's taxonomy places the organism in Eukaryota, Metazoa, Mollusca, Gastropoda, Lottiidae. Gene Ontology annotation, molecular function: ubiquitin protein ligase binding. The record is from RefSeq and is a predicted model, not a curated record. Gene Ontology annotation, cellular component: autophagosome membrane; autophagosome; cytosol. Gene Ontology annotation, biological process: cellular response to nitrogen starvation; macroautophagy; autophagy of mitochondrion.